AUGGCCUCGCUAGAGGAGAAGGAGGCAUUUUUUAAACAACUCCAGAUACUUGACAGUGAUAGUGAUGAUGAGUUUGAUGCGGAAGAGUAUCACGAAAGGCAACAAUGUCGCAAAUUCUUUGCCCCUAAAUCAAAACCACAACCACAACCAACACCAACUCCUAAUCCUCAGGCGAAAGAGCCCCCUGUGACGGAUAUCGUCAAUGACGAACCACAACAGUCAAGAGUGACGCCUAGGAGAGUCACCUCGGCUCCAACUCCAGCGCCCGCUCAAGCUGCAAAGAUUAUCAAGGCAACGCCAAUGACAGCUAUGGGUCAGAAGAGCAAACCCGGCACGCUCUUGAAACAGCGCAGUGAUGGAGCUAUUCUGGUUGAUGAUACACCUAUACCCGAUACUGCUCGCCAAAUGCAAAGAAUUCUGCAUAGAAGCGGUUCUUCACCCCUCCUUGCUCCCGGAAGAAGUCUCGGCCAAGUGGUCGAUCAGUCUCCUUCACCAAGCUUGACAACGAAGAAAAGGAAGCGCGAGCCUGUGUUCAAACCCCGACCAGAGAGCGAGCAAAUCUUGAAAGGUAUUACCUUCUUCUACGUUCCUGAUGAUGAUAUCGCACCGGUACGAAGAUUGCGCAUCACGAAAGCGCGCGAAUACGGUGCGACGUGGGUGCGAGCACCGCGCAUUGCGACUCACAUUGUGGUGGAGAAGCAUAUCAAGUACAAUGAAUUGGAGAGUAUAUUGAAGGGAACCAACAGGAAUCUUCCGCCCAAAGUGGUCAAUGAUGAAUAUUUUAUCGACUGCGUCCAGUUCAAGACCCUUCUUAAUUGCAACCAAAAAAAGUACCAUAUAAUAGGCCAGCCCGUAACCACUGAAAAUGAGUCUUCAGUUAUCCCACGCAGUCCUCUUGAGUCAGUCUAUUCCCUACCACUCAAGCCUCUUGAGAGAAACUCUAGGCGGUGGGAACACGUACUUCCACAAGAUACUCCGGAUAGGAGUGAAGAGCCGGCUCAUCCUAGUCAGAUCCCCGAGACUCCUGCCGCUACAGAUUCGCAGCCGGUGAUACUUAACCUCCAAGACAUGGUCUCUUCUCGUCCUGGAAGUAAUGGAGGCAGUGCGACUCAUUCUCGGAACACUUCUUUGUCAGCCUUACAAGACGCCGGAGGUGCCAAGCAACUUCACAAAGAAGACAACCAUAAAGAUGAGCUAUCUGAAUACAUCGAAAUAAUGACGGAGUAUAAGGACCUCCCAUUAGACGCAGAUGAUGAAGACGUUCAAGCUGUCACAGAUAUUGGAGAUGCGGAAUUAGAAGAUCAAUGUCUGUCAGGCUCAGAAGACGAGAUUACCAGGGCGCGUAAGCCGAGAAGGAAGACGAGAUCAAGCGGUAAAUACAUCACAUUCAAGGAUCGAUUUUCAUGCAACUCAGCUGGGGCAAAGGACGCUAAAGCGGGGAAUCCCAAUGCCCGCACAAUCGAGGUCCUACAAAAGAUGGCUGAUUACUACAACCGUAUCAACGACCACUGGCGAACAACUGCAUACAGAAAGGCCAUCAGCACUCUGAAGCGCCAAGAGACAAAGAUCACGUCUGCUGAAGAGGCGCAACGGCUACCUAACGUGGGAGCUCGCCUGGCGCAAAAGAUUGAGGAAAUUGUUACAACCGAUAGGCUACAGCGGCUUGACUACGCCCAAAAGGAGCCAAUGGACGAGGCACUACAACUAUUUCUGGGCAUCUACGGUGUUGGAAACAGCCAGGCUCAACAGUGGCUGGCACAAGGGUUCCGAACAUUGGAAGACUUGAAAGCCAAAGCCAAACUCUCACCAAACCAGUCGUUGGGAAUUGAUCACUACAACGACCUCAAUACCAGAAUCCCUCGGCAUGAGGUCGAGGCUCUGGGUAUUGUUGUAAAGAGAGCCGCGCAGCAUAUCGAUCCAGAAGUGGAGCUCAUUAUUGGAGGCAGCCACCGGAGAGGAGCAAAAUCAUCUGGUGACAUUGAUUUCAUUAUCACAAAGGCAAAUACAGAAUUCUCAUCUGAUCUACGACCUUUCCUCGACAGCCUUGUUCAGCACCUCGAGACCGAAGGAUUCCUCGUGGCACGACUAGCAUCAUCUCGGUCUGCUAGCGACGGGAGCAAGUGGCACGGCUGCUGCGUGCUCCCCAGGAUCAACGGCUUCAGCGACGAUGACUAUAAACCUGUUUGGCGGCGUAUUGAUUUAUUGCUUGUGCCUGGAUCCGAAAGAGGUGCCGCUUUGCUGUACUUCACUGGCAAUGAUAUCUUCAACCGCAGUAUGCGUUUGUUGGCUUCCAAGAAAGGAAUGAGACUGAACCAGCGCGGUCUAUACAAGGAUGUCAUGCGAGGCCCACAGAGGGUAAAGAUUACAGAGGGAGAGCUAAUCGAGGGACGAGACGAACGAAGAAUCUUUGAUAUUCUUGGAGUUGAAUGGAGAGAACCUCAUGAACGAUGGUGCUAA
Fusarium venenatum is the source of this 2457-nucleotide messenger RNA. RefSeq lists its product as uncharacterized. Lineage: Eukaryota; Fungi; Ascomycota; Sordariomycetes; Hypocreales; Nectriaceae. The record is from RefSeq and is a predicted model, not a curated record. Gene Ontology annotation, biological process: double-strand break repair via nonhomologous end joining. Gene Ontology annotation, molecular function: DNA-directed DNA polymerase activity; DNA binding. Gene Ontology annotation, cellular component: nucleus.